Pteronotus mesoamericanus is the source of this 1749-nucleotide messenger RNA. It is a transcript of the gene CA14, whose product is annotated as carbonic anhydrase 14. The transcript has 11 exons. Gene Ontology annotation, molecular function: carbonate dehydratase activity; zinc ion binding. Gene Ontology annotation, biological process: one-carbon metabolic process. Gene Ontology annotation, cellular component: plasma membrane. The coding region runs from base 522 to 1529 and encodes 335 amino acids. Lineage: Eukaryota; Metazoa; Chordata; Mammalia; Chiroptera; Mormoopidae. The record is from RefSeq and is a predicted model, not a curated record.
UCCUUCCCUGCCCCUCCCGCUCCAGGGGACACCCGUCUGAACAGUGUCUGUGUGAAAGGCAGAGGAAGGAAGAGCUCACCCCAGCUGGGCUCCUGAGCCAGGGCCAGGGCUCCUGUGAAGCCCGCUGCGUGCUGGGGCUCUGAGCGGGGCCAUCCUGCAUACCUAAUUGGCUAUUUAAGGAGCUGUUGGCCUGCAACCCAGGCAGCCCCCCCGCCCCACGUACACCCGUCCAGAGCCACCUUAAAAGCAGGAGUCAAUUGUGAAGUCCUUGGCCAGCAAGUAGAGUGAAGACUGCAGAGGGAGAUAAAAGAGAAAGCAGCAAGAUUUGUCCUGGAGACCCCAAAACCCACAAUACCCUACUGAAAACCAGCUACCCUAGAAGCGCACAGAGACACGAAGACAGCAAGAGAAAAAGAGAUAAAUACAUUCAACUUCAGGAUUCUCCUUCCCUCCCUCUCUUUCUCUGCCCCAGUCCUCUAGUCUCCAAAACCCCAGUACCUUGUUCUCCUUCUGAGGAUACCAUGAUGUUCCUCACGCUCCUGCUGGAGGUGAUUUGGAUCAUGGCUGCAUUCGGGGGUCACCACUGGACAUAUGAGGGCCCACAUGGUCAACACCAUUGGCCAGACUCUUACCCUGAGUGUGGAAGCAAUGCCCAGUCCCCCAUCAAUAUCCAGACAGACAGUGUGACUUUUGACCCGGAGUUGCUCCCUCUGCAGCCCCACGGAUAUGACCAGCCUGGCACCGAGCCCUUGGAGCUGCGCAAUAAUGGCCACACAGUGCAACUCUCUCUGCCCCCUACCCUGCAUCUGGAGGGACUUCCCCGGAAAUACGUAGCUGCCCAGCUCCACCUGCACUGGGGGCAGAAAGGAUCCCCGAAGGGGUCAGAGCACCAGAUCAACAGUGAAGCCACCGCUGCAGAGCUCCACAUUGUACACUACGAUUCUGAUACCUAUAACAGCUUGAGUGAUGCUGCUCAGAUGCCUCAGGGCUUGGCCGUCUUGGGCAUCCUCAUUGAGGUGGGUGAGACUAAGAACCCGGCUUAUGAACACAUUCUGAGUCACUUGCACGAAAUCAGAUAUAAAGAUCAGAAUACCUUAGUGCCUCCCUUCAACGUGAGAGAGCUGCUGCCCACCAUGCUGGCGCACUUCUUCCGCUACAAUGGCUCGCUCACCACGCCCCCGUGCUACCAGAGUGUGCUCUGGACAGUCUUCAGGAGAAGGGCACAGAUUUCAAUGGAACAGCUGGAAAAGCUUCAGGAGACAUUGUUCUCUGCAGAGGAGACCUCUCAGCUCCUGGUACAGAACUACCGAGCCCCACAGCCUCUCAAUCAGCGGACAGUCUUUGCUUCUUUCAUCCAAGCGGAAUCCUCGUAUACCACAGGUGAAAUGCUCAGCCUGGGAGUGGGAAUCUUGGUUGGCUGUCUCUGCCUUCUGCUAGCUGUUUAUCUCAUCGCUAGGAAGAUUCGGAAGAAGGUACUGGGAAACCAAAAGAGUGUGGCCUUCACCUCAGCAAGAGUCACUGAGGCAUAGACUCUGUCUCAGACAUCAUGGAUGCCUUCCCAUCACACCUGUCAGGGAGCUUCCAGAACUGCGUGCAGAGACUGGCCGCAAACCCGGUAGAUGUAGCAGGCAGACACCUCUCCUUCCUCUGGUCAUGGACAGGUUCUCAUUCAACGAAGAACAGCCAAGCCUUCGGUCUCUCAAAACACGUAGGAGAUCAGGAGACUCCUCUCCAUUGAUAAUACAGACU